Cynara cardunculus var. scolymus (artichoke) is the source of this 827-nucleotide messenger RNA. Its product is annotated as 60S ribosomal protein L13a-4-like. NCBI's taxonomy places the organism in Eukaryota, Viridiplantae, Streptophyta, Magnoliopsida, Asterales, Asteraceae. The coding region runs from base 68 to 688 and encodes 206 amino acids. Gene Ontology annotation, molecular function: mRNA binding; structural constituent of ribosome. Gene Ontology annotation, cellular component: cytosolic large ribosomal subunit; ribosome. Gene Ontology annotation, biological process: translation; negative regulation of translation. The record is from RefSeq and is a predicted model, not a curated record. The transcript is spliced from 4 exons.
ACUUCGUCUCUCACAGAGCAAAAAGGGUGAGGCGCAGGGAGAGAGAAAUCUAUCGAGAGCUAAAACAAUGGUGAACGGAUCGGGAAUUUGCGCACGGGAGGUGGUGGUUGACGCCCGCCACCAUAUGCUCGGCCGAUUGUCGUCUAUUUUGGCCAAGGAGCUUCUUAAUGGACAGCGAGUUACCGUUGUUCGUUGCGAAGAGAUCUGCCUUUCCGGUGGUCUUGUUCGUCAGAAGAUGAAGUACCUUCGUUUUCUCCGUAAGCGUAUGAACACCAAGCCGUCUCACGGACCAAUUCAUUUCCGUGCUCCUUCCAAGAUCUUAUGGCGUACCAUCAGAGGGAUGAUUCCACACAAGACCAAGCGUGGAGCUGCUGCACUAGCCAGGUUGAAAGUUUAUGAGGGAGUCCCUACUCCUUACAACAGGAAGAAGAGGAUGGUUAUCCCUGACGCACUCAAGGUUUUGAGGCUUACUGCUGGACACAAGUACUGCUUGCUUGGUCGCCUCUCAUCUGAAGUUGGAUGGAAUCACUAUGAGACCAUCAAGGAUCUCGAGAAGAAGAGAAAAGAAAAGGCCCAGGUUGUGUAUGAAAGGAAGAAACAGCUUAACAAGCUGCGAGCCAAGGCCGAGAAGGCUGCAGAGGAGAAACUUGGUCCCCAACUCGACAUCCUUGCUCCGGUUACCUACUAAAGGUUUUAAAUUUUGUGUCUUGCUAGAGAUAUUGUUUUUUGAUGAUGGCAAAUUCUUCUUAUAUUUCACUUUUGCAAUACACUCAGAUGUUGAUUUGGUGUCUUGAUUUUGUUGUGAGAAGAUUACUUUUUUAGCUUCU